Molecule: messenger RNA, 2116 nt
Organism: Musa acuminata AAA Group (dessert banana)
Lineage: Eukaryota; Viridiplantae; Streptophyta; Magnoliopsida; Zingiberales; Musaceae
Product: protein trichome birefringence-like 11
Exons: 4
Coding region: 288-1676 (462 amino acids)
Cellular component (GO): Golgi apparatus
Molecular function (GO): O-acetyltransferase activity
Source: RefSeq, a predicted model, not a curated record
AUAUUUCUUCUUCUUCGCUUGACGAUCGAAAGAAAAGAUUUGAACUUGUUCGAUGAAUGAAUGAUGAAUGGGUGAUGGUCUGUCUAUAAGCUGUGUUCCCCUCUCACAACCACAAACCAAAUCGAUCAUCUUGCCAUUCUCCUCCAUUUUAUUUAUUCUUUGUAGCUUUCCCACUCAGUCUAUCCUCUCCUCCUCGCUUAUUCCUUCCGUUUGCCCAAAUCCAUGUCUGCCUGCCAUAAACUUCCACCACCGAUGCCGAUGAUCCCUCCUUGGUAAACUGACGACUCAUGGGAAGCUCCGGCUCCGCCGUGCCGUCGGCGAAUUACUCGACGCCUGUUGCCGCAUCUCCGGCCAAGAGGAGGAGCGGCGGCCACGGCGGCUGGGAGGAGCGCUCGGACGCUCUGCGGAGGCUCGGGAGGCGGGUUAAGCCCUUCGAGCACUUUGGCGCACUGGGGCUCUUCGUCCUCACCGCCGCCCUCGUCUUCCUCCUGCUGCUGCGCCUCGUGCACUCCGACUAUUACGGCGUCGCUGGCCUCGCGUGGCAGAGUGGGCCGGCCGUGGGCGGCGGCGGGGGCUGCGAUUGGUUCGACGGGGAGUGGGUGUGGGAUGAGGGGUACCCACUGUACGAGUCGGUGGACUGCCCGUUCUUGGACGAGGGCUUCCGCUGCUCCGAGAAUGGAAGGCCCGACCGUAUGUACACCAAGUGGCGGUGGCAGCCUGCUGGCUGCGAUCUCCCCAGAUUUGAUCCCAAGAAGAUGCUGGAGAAGCUAAGGAACAGAAGGCUGGUUUUUGUAGGCGAUUCAAUUGGAAGGAAUCAAUGGGAGUCUCUCCUUUGCAUGCUUUCUGUGGCUGUUUCAAAUAAGAGCUCAAUCUAUGAAGUAAAUGGAAGCCCAAUCACAAAACAUAUGGGCUUCUUGGUGUUUAACUUCAGUGACUACAACUGUACUGUGGAGUAUUACAGAGCACCAUUUCUGGUGCUCCAAAGCCGUGCCCCAGCAGGUGUGCCCAAAAAAGUGAAGACUACUCUUAAAUUGGACAUUUUGGAUUGGACUUCUAAUAGAUGGAAGGACGCUGAUGUCCUUGUCUUCAAUACUGGGCACUGGUGGAACUAUGAGAAGACCAUUAGAGGGGGUUGCUAUUUCCAAGAAGGAGGCCAGGUGAAGAUGGAGAUGAGUGUGAAUACAGCUUAUCAAAGAUCAAUUCAGACAUUGUUUGAGUGGAUUCGUAAAGAAGUCAAUAGGAGCAAGACUCAAGUCAUCUUCCGAACAUAUGCUCCUGUUCAUUUCAGAAGUGGCGACUGGAAAACAGGUGGGAAUUGUCACUUGGAGACACUACCAGAUUUAGGUCCACGGUUAUCUUUAAAACCUUGGUCACAUUUCUUGAGGCCACUUAGGAAUGUGCCCUUGGAAAAUUCUACUGCAACCAAGGUUCUAGAACUGAAUCUGUUGAAUGUGACACAGAUGACAGCCCGAAGAAAAGACGGACAUUUAUCCUUGUUUUACCUUGGCAAGUUGGGUCCUUCUCCACUCCACAGGCAGGACUGCAGCCACUGGUGCUUACCUGGGGUUCCAGAUACAUGGAAUGAACUACUAUAUGCACUCUUCAUGAGAUCUGAGUUCAUGAGGCUUCAAAAUGUGACUGUCAUUGGCAACACGAGAGUAAAGCUGAGCGAGUAAAGGUUCUGAACUCCGUUGGUCAACUUGCAGUGAACAACUUCAUUACAGAAUAUCCAUUUUUCUGAGAGAUCUGUUACAUGCUCUUCUGAGAUUGAGCCACCAUUGUUGAAAGGUCGAUUUCAGGAUUUUGUGAGGCUUGUUGGUAUAGGAUACUGUCAGUUGCCAAGUAUUUGUUGUAAAUAGGCAAUUGCCUAGAAAUUUUACCCCAGCAGCACUAGAAUCUGGGGUAAAAUUCAACAACUAUUUGAUGUAAAUAGGCAAUUGCCUUUUGUGAUAUACAGGAAAACAUGAUUAUUUUCUGUAGAUGGUCGAGGGAAAAUUAUACAUCACAGAUGUUGGGUAUUUGGUGAGUUUGUUUAGGCACCAUAUUUUUUCUUGUUCUUGGACUCCUGAUGUACUUGUGUUCAUUAUCAUUUCUUACUAAAAGGUUUUGAAUUGAA